Molecule: messenger RNA, 639 nt
Organism: Grosmannia clavigera kw1407
Lineage: Eukaryota; Fungi; Ascomycota; Sordariomycetes; Ophiostomatales; Ophiostomataceae
Product: gcn5-related n-acetyltransferase
Exons: 3
Coding region: 1-639 (212 amino acids)
Cellular component (GO): cytoplasm
Molecular function (GO): aralkylamine N-acetyltransferase activity
Source: RefSeq, a predicted model, not a curated record
AUGGCCGCUUCCAUCCUCGACCUGUCGCCCGACAACAUUGUCAUCCGGCCGUUGUCCGUGGCCGACCACGCGGCCAGCAUAGCCGUCGAGAAUGCCGCCUUUACCAAUCCGAAUCACCGCGCCUCGCCUGACAAGCUUUCCUACCGCCUCACCGCCUGUCCAGAGCUCAGUCUCGGCCUCUUUGCCAAAGCCACGGCUGCCGACGGUGAGCUGGAGAUGGAGUCGGACGCCAGCGGCAACAUCCUCGUCGCCCACAUCAUCGCCACGCGCUGCCACGGUCGUCUGGCCUCGGACGCCAGCAUGAACUACCCCAAGGACUGGCGCACCACUCUGGCCACUACGGUCGCCACCGAAAAUGGAACGCCCAUCGGCCACGACCCCACUGGCACCACUGUGGCGCUGCACUCGCUCGCCGUCGCCCCCGUGGCCCAGCGCAAGGGUGCCGGCUCACGUCUUGUCCAGGCGUUUGUCGACAAAAUGGGCCGCGACACGCCGGCCGACCACGUCGCCAUCAUCUGCCAGGAUUACCUCGUGAACUACUACAAGAAGCUCGGCUUCGCUCUCGUCGGUCCCAGUGCUGCCCAAUUUGGCGGCGGGGGCUGGUAUGACAUGAUAUACGACCUGCCCAAGAGCACAUAG